Phyllostomus discolor (pale spear-nosed bat) is the source of this 747-nucleotide messenger RNA. It is a transcript of the gene TNNC1, whose product is annotated as troponin C1, slow skeletal and cardiac type. Gene Ontology annotation, molecular function: calcium ion binding. NCBI's taxonomy places the organism in Eukaryota, Metazoa, Chordata, Mammalia, Chiroptera, Phyllostomidae. Bases 76 to 561 code for a protein of 161 amino acids. The record is from RefSeq and is a predicted model, not a curated record. The transcript is spliced from 6 exons. Gene Ontology annotation, cellular component: myosin II complex.
GCAGCUGGGCAGGGCUAUUUAAGCCCAGGGCCUCCUGGCAAACAACUUCAGCAGCCUGCCCUCUGAGCCGACAGCAUGGAUGACAUCUACAAGGCUGCGGUAGAGCAGCUGACAGAAGAGCAGAAAAAUGAGUUCAAAGCAGCCUUUGACAUCUUUGUGCUGGGCGCUGAGGAUGGCUGCAUCAGCACCAAGGAACUGGGCAAGGUGAUGAGGAUGCUGGGCCAGAACCCCACACCUGAAGAGCUGCAGGAGAUGAUCGAUGAGGUGGACGAGGAUGGCAGUGGCACAGUGGACUUUGAUGAGUUCCUGGUUAUGAUGGUUCGGUGCAUGAAGGAUGACAGUAAAGGGAAAUCUGAGGAGGAGCUGUCUGACCUCUUUCGCAUGUUUGACAAAAAUGCUGAUGGCUACAUUGACCUGGAGGAGCUGAAGGUGAUGCUUGAGGCUACGGGUGAGACCAUCACAGAGGACGACAUUGAGGAGCUCAUGAAGGACGGUGACAAGAACAACGAUGGCCGCAUCGACUAUGAUGAAUUCCUGGAGUUCAUGAAGGGGGUGGAGUAGAUGCCGACCUUUGACCUUCCCCCAGAGCUGCAUGUGUUACCUUCCAACUCCAGCUGGGCCCUGGGGUAGGGCAGGGGGCCUGGGACUCCAGGAUGGGAUCCUGGGCAUGUCCUUGACCAAGGGUCCUCUCUGACUCCCUCUUCAGCCCUGUCCUAGGGAAUGCAAAUAAAGCUCUGCUCCCUGGAG